Molecule: messenger RNA, 1552 nt
Organism: Zootermopsis nevadensis
Lineage: Eukaryota; Metazoa; Arthropoda; Insecta; Blattodea; Termopsidae
Biological process (GO): adenylate cyclase-activating G protein-coupled receptor signaling pathway
Cellular component (GO): membrane
Molecular function (GO): G protein-coupled receptor activity
Source: RefSeq, a predicted model, not a curated record
GUACCCUGGAGAAGGGGAGGCAGUACUAGAUAUGCUACAGGAAGUACUGUCAUUCAUGAACUACACAGGAGAGAAUGAUGAAUUUCUGGCAACUGCACAAGCCUUCUAUCAAAUAAUCAACAUUCUUCUGGAGAGGAAUUACUCAGUUAUAAACACAAAGAAAGUAAUUCUACUUCAAGAGCUAGUAAAAACUGAAGCACUGCUUUGGGGAUCACUUCUGACAACAAAUACCAACUAUGCUCAUGUGAAUCUCAGCUCAUUGGCCUUACACAUAGCACUUCUGGAAAAUGCCUUAUACAAAUUGCACUUGAACACAUCAAGUUGGUUUUCAUAUCAGCUUGAUGUCCACAUAGAAGGACCCAGUUCGGAUGCUUUUGGAAAUGGAACAUUCAGUAUAGCUGUAAUUGUUUAUAGGGAUCUGUCAGAAUUCCUGCCACUGAGAUAUGUUGCUAAAUUGAGGGAUGGUAAUGAGAUGGAAUUUGAGAUCAACUCUAGAAUGGUUACCGUGGAGGUGGGAAGAGAUGGCCAGAGAUACGUUCCGAGCCAGGGUGUCUUCCACGUGGACCUUGAGUUUGAACAUACAGUGAAGAAUUACAGCAUAGAUGAGUGGAAUAUUUCAUGUGGGGUGACCAAUGUUGCUGCUACUGAGCACUCGUGGGAUUUCAGUGCGUGCACCACACAAACAGUUGGUACCAACCUAACAAGAUGCAGAUGUAAUCAGCCUGGAACUUAUGCAGCACUUCUUACAGCAAGGCCCACAAAUUUGCCUCUCUCAGUGUCAGAACAGUAUCAUACAGUUGUGUUGGUUGGCUGUGUGUGUUGUCUGGUGCAGGCCAUGUUUACGUUGUUCCUACUGCUGCCCUAUUGGUGGCACCACAAAACAUGCCUGAUAUUCCUUAAACUCCAGUGCUGUACUGCUACUUCUGGUGCCAUGGGCGUCUUCAUCUAUGCCGUCCGUGAUUCAGUACCAAAGGCCUCUUUCCCAUAUGUGACAACAAGUCUGGAAGCUUUCCUUCUAAUUGGGAUGUCUUCUCAUCUGAGCAAGCUGCUGAUUGUCUACACUGAGGUGAUUCAGAUUCCCAAAGUACAACACAUGAAGCAAACAGUUGUCAGUAUCAUAACAGGCGUACCUGUUUUGGCUGUUCUCUGCAACCAUCUGGCACAUCAUUCAACUGGCUGGCAACUCCAAUCAUGGUGGUUGUUAUGUGGCACCAUGCUGUUCAACAUCUUCAUAGCAUCUGCUGUUGUUAUGUUGAUUCUGUUUGUGUUCCUGUACUUCACUGUCAUGAGACGGCUCAACAUUCUUUCCAGCAAGAAUUCUGCCGGAAGUAAAGCUAUAGGGCGGAGGAUAGGACUUCUGAGACGUGCUGCUAUAAUAUUUUUUGUAAUGAUAGCGAUGGAAGCUUCAAGCAUAUUCUACAUCAAUGUUCCAGACCCAUCAUGCCACUAUGUUUUUAGUUUCACAAGUGCCUUAUUGGUGAGUACACUUCACAUGUUAUUCAACUCAGAUUUUAUAUCAUUUGCAUGUUCUUUGUAGGGUUUAUACAAAAAC